CUCAAUGAUUAAUCAGCCGUGUCCCCUGUAUAUAUCCCCUGCUCUCCCAGCUGAUCUGAUCUAAGAGUUUACACUGUUAGUUCUCCUCCGCCCAGCCAACGAUUCUUCUCGGCCACAAUAUCAAAGAGUAUCAGACGCAUCCAUCAUUUUAAUAAUGCCUGAGAGUACCGAAGCUACGAAGCUGGCUCAGCGCGCAUUGGAAGAACAUGGACCCUUGAAAGAGGUAGAGCCCAACAUUGUCGGCAUCGAUGGGCAUCGCUUUCGUAUCAACUAUGGAGUGCCGCAAGAGGUUACAGAUAGACUAAAUGCGCUCUGUGAUCAGGAUGAAGUCAAGUACGAGGAUAUCCCUGAUGAUUUGAAGGCAUAUGAGGUCAAGGAGGACUCGAAUAAUGGCAAGUAGUUGUACGAUCAACACAAGAGUUUUGACUGUCAAAGACCCGGUUCUUCAUCAUACCUCAACCAGAUAGUUGAGGAUGGCGCAAUACAAAUGACAUUCUAAUUGCUUUGCCGCUUUCAGAAAUCACAACCCCUUGCACAAUUGCUACGAUACUUCUCAUGGGAGGAAUGAAUGGUAUUGUUAUUGGCUACCAACGCGUAAUUUAGGUGCACCGCGCGGCACAAUCUGGAGUCCAGAACAUAUUAACUAAAUUUGCGGCAUUUUUUGCCGCUGUUUCUUUCCAAGCUCGUGCAC
This is a messenger RNA of Fusarium verticillioides 7600, 691 nucleotides long. RefSeq lists its product as hypothetical. NCBI's taxonomy places the organism in Eukaryota, Fungi, Ascomycota, Sordariomycetes, Hypocreales, Nectriaceae. The record is from RefSeq and is a predicted model, not a curated record. The transcript is spliced from 2 exons. Bases 155 to 400 code for a protein of 81 amino acids.